Papilio polytes (common Mormon) is the source of this 2350-nucleotide messenger RNA. RefSeq names its product probable G-protein coupled receptor Mth-like 3. The coding region runs from base 188 to 1411 and encodes 407 amino acids. Gene Ontology annotation, molecular function: G protein-coupled receptor activity. The record is from RefSeq and is a predicted model, not a curated record. Gene Ontology annotation, biological process: G protein-coupled receptor signaling pathway; cell surface receptor signaling pathway. The transcript is spliced from 9 exons. Lineage: Eukaryota; Metazoa; Arthropoda; Insecta; Lepidoptera; Papilionidae. Gene Ontology annotation, cellular component: membrane.
UUGCGUUAUUUCAUUCACGGCAUCGUCCAAGUCGCACGCAUUCAACACGUAUUAUCGAGUGUUACUCGAUUCUGAUAAGUGAGAAUCGAAAUAAAUAUAAAAUAGAUUAAUAAUUGAUUCACAGCAGUUUGUGCGUUUUGUUAAUGUGCUGCGAGGUGGCGCAUCGUUUGCUCGCUGUUACGCCAAAAUGAAGGGAUCGCUACUUCUAUUGUUGGUAUGCGUUGGCGCAGCUUCGUGCGCGAGACCAUGCUGCUCAAACCAAGAGACCAUCAAGCGAGGACUCUACUGCGACGGGGUAGAGAAGAUCGCAUUAAACUGCUCCAGUGGCCGCAUGGUCCUUUGGGAUAUUAUCUUACAAAAUGAUAAACUCAGCACUAAAGAUUCACCAGGAUUUAUCUUUGCUGAAGACACUGAUCAAUACUGCAUUGGUACAAUGGACCGCAACUCGAGUGUGCCUAGUUUGCGCAAUCUGUCAGUCGCGAUCGUUUGCUUUGAAAGAGUGAGCCAAUCCAACAAUAUAGAAACUGGGGGAAUUCUUACUAUCAUCUCUGUCUUCUUCCUGGCGGCCACCUUCGCUGUCUACAUGUAUCUACCGCAAAUGAGAGACCUGCAAGGUUUGUGCUACAUGUGCAUGUGCGUGAGCAUGGCCCUGGGCUUCCUCUCCCUGGGCGUGCUGCAGCUCAGUCCACAUUUCGCUGGCGACAUUUGCACUGUUGCAGGUUUCCUUGUUUACUUCUGGAUGAUGGCUACCUUCUUUUGGAUGAACGUUAUUAGCAUCAACAUGUAUCGCAGCGUUCAGGAUUCGGCCUACUUGAAGAAGACGGAGAGAAAACAGUACUUCUGGUACAGCUGCUACGCGUGGGGCUGCACACUCAUGUUCCUGGCCGUAUCCCUUAUCACAAACUUCGCGGAGGGAGACCACUGGAAGCCAGGAAUUGGAAACAACAGCUGCUGGUUCCAAGGCCGAACCGAAACAUGGAUAUUCUUCUAUGGACCGAUUGCGGUUCUCAUCGCGGCCAAUAUCAUUAUCUUCGUUAUUUCAUCGUUCAACUUAUGGAUGCAACAAAACAGGAAGUACGAAGUCAGCAAGUUGAACAACCUUAAGCAUAAAUUCCUGGUGUCUCUUAAGCUGUUCCUAGUCAUGGGUAUCUCUUGGACGUUCGAGAUCGCUAGUUUCGCUCACGGAGAAGCCCAUAUCAUUUGGAAAAUUAUGGAUAUAUUCAACUGUCUCCAAGGGGUCGUUAUAUUUUUAAUUCUGGUCGUACUACGAAGGAGAGCAAUGCAAGGUUUAGCCAACGAGCACUUCUGUCUCUUCAUAACACGGCCGCUUGCUGAAAAACUGAGUCCACACGACGACGCGGAUGACCAGGAAAUAUUAGCCGACGACACGGUCGAGGUCAGACUUAACUAACGCAAAAGUCAUUGUAUCAGCUUUUUACUAAGUCAUUUUAUGUAGUGAACACAAAAGUUCAAUCUAAAUUGGUCCUCUUUGUACGAGCUCUCAUAUAGAUUGGUUGAACAACAACUGGGAAAAACUGUGAAUAAAACGUCAAGACCUAGCAUCAUAAGUUAGUGGUUGAACUAUCUAUAUAUUUGUGACUUAUAAGUAUUUCUAGUGCCAAAACAUUCUCCAAAAAAAAUAUAUUACCUCUUAUUUUUUUAUCAAAAAACUGGGAUGGUUUUAUAGGAUGUUUCGGUAAAGGAAGUCUACGGUUAUAUUUCGUUAUUUAAAAUAAGAACACCGUUUAUAAAUAAGUGUAAUGUUUUCCGUUAAUGAAAUAUCUUUAUGUAAAAUCUCAUAGCUUUUAUGAAAACCUUUAAUGAAUAAGAUUUCGUUAAUAAUAAUCAAAAUAAGAGUUAUUUAGAAUUAGAUACUAUUUUUGAUAAACUAUAUUUAAGUUUUAUUAUCGGAUACUCGAUUAAUAUAACCGAUAGAAUCUCUAUGAUUAUAAUUUCACAGUUACUAUUAAUUUUAUAUGUCGCCGUGAUAAGAUGAAUGUAUCCCAGUAUUACUGGGAAGUCCCGUCUUCUACUGACUCACGUCCUGUUCGUAAAUGUUUAUUAUAUUUUGGUUACAUACUCAUAUUUAAAUAUUUUGCUUUAUAUUAAGUCUUAAUUACACUUUAUAAUGUAAAGUUUAAACGUGCCAUAAUAAUGUUAACAUUGUCUCAAAUAUCUAUUUAAUUUUAUUAUAAUUAUUUUAAAUAGGAAAAAAGUAAAGAAAAUAGACAGUCCGAUUUCUAGAAUUUACGAUGUAAAUAUUAUUAGAGAUUCAGACUGCCAAAGAUAUUGUUCCUAUAUUUGUUAUAACGCAUGAACUUUAUGUUUUAUUAAAAACUUAAAAAUCUUA